Messenger RNA from Microthlaspi erraticum, 894 nucleotides. Lineage: Eukaryota; Viridiplantae; Streptophyta; Magnoliopsida; Brassicales; Brassicaceae. The record is from the annotation of a GenBank genome assembly.
AUGUCCUUAUCGCUUCCUUGUCGAUACGCUCUCUCUUCGGGGACGUCGACUCCUCUUCGCAUCAGCAGGAGCAACCUCUGCUUCGCCGUCUCCGCCGUACGUCCUUCACGUCGGGAUUCUAGAUCGUUCCCUCAGACUAUCCUCCUCCGCCACGUCACAUUGACCCGAUCAAAUUUCGAGAUCGUGCGUGAUUGCAGAGCUAAUGCGUCUUCUGUCAGCUCCUCUUCAAUCGACGACCUCGAAGACGCCGCCAAUUCCGACGGUUUCGAUUUGAGCAGCUUUAUAUCUUUCGCGGAGGCGCUUUGUAUCAUAUCCUCGGCCGCGAUUUCGGUGGUUCUCGCUGUGAAUUUCGUGGUGGUUGGUGAAAUCGGGAAAAAGGUUUUGUCGUUAGGUUUCGUGGGAUUGGUUGGGUCCGUCGCGUCUGGCUCAUGGCUUAGACGGCGGCAAUGGAUGAGGAUUUGCAAAGGAACGAGAGACGGUGAAGGGACGAAUCUAAUCCGAAGGUUGGAGAAACUUGAAAAUGAUUUAAAAACCUCGACCUCCAUUGUUAGAGUUCUGUCAAGACAUCUGGAGAAAUUGGGAAUCCGGUUUCGGGUCACCCGAAAAGCUCUCAAGGAACCCAUUUCUGAGACUGCAGCUUUGGCUCAAAAGAAUUCUGAGGCAACAAGAGUAUUAGCUGCACAGCAAGAGAUUCUAGAGAAGGAGCUUGGCGAAAUUCAAAAGGUGCUUCUUGCUAUGCAGGAUCAACAGCGAAAGCAACUGGAGCUGAUCCUAACGAUUGCCAAAAACGCGAAGAUGUUUGAGAGCAGUAGUAACAAGCAAGCACCAAACGAGCAACAGAAAGUUAAUAAAGCAGAGGAGCCCUCAACAUCCAAACAGAUACUCUUUCAAUAA